AUGACCGAGGAAGCCGGCCCGAACAACUUCGACUCGGCCAGCGUCCAUCUUUCCCUCCAACAACCAGCUCGACCAGCCCGGAUUGACACUACUUCUCUGUCGCAGUCGCUUUCCUGCCCCCUGGACCACCCACAGAUCAAGAACGCCGUAUUUCAAUCUCUCCAUAUAAAACCCUGGGCUCGUCGAAUGUCUAUCGGGCUUCCUCCUCUCGUCGACCCCACGGAAGUCGAAUUUUCUGUCAACCAUGUCGUCGGCGCCCCUUCUGAAAGGCCUGAUUUACUUGGUCGUGAAGUGACGCUGCUGUCAGCAAUAAUGUUGAAUGUAGGGCAGAUAACGGGAUCUGGAAUCUACUCUGUCCCUGGAGUCAUGCUAAAUUCUGUGGGCUCUGUGGGCCUCUUGCUGCUUUACUGGGUUUUGGGACCAAUCUUUGCAUUUGCUGGUCUCGGCAUUUACAGCGAACUAGCUUCAAUGUUUCCACAUCGCUCUGGGGCGGAGGUUGUUUACUUGGAGCAAGCGUACCCCAAGCCUCGGUUCCUCGUUUCAACAGCAUUUGCUGUCACGGCAGUCUUGACAUCUUUUAGCGCGUCAAAUGCAAUCGUCUUUGCCCAAUACUCGUUGUCUGCCUUUGACGUGCCCAUAACGGACAAAUCUCAGACUUUGGUUGCGAUAGGUACUGUUGUGUUGACUGUUGGAAGUGUCGCUAUUUCCACCAAGUGGGCUCUCCGUGCUGUGAAUGUUCUAUCGGUCUUCAAAAUCGCGUCUCUCGUGUUUAUUGUUGUAACGGGAUUGGCUGUUCUCUCGGGAUCCACAAGAAUUAAAGAUCCUUGGGCUAACUUCCACAAUCUUUUCGAGGGAAGUUCUGGGAAUCCAAAUGCUCUCGCAACGGCCUUCGUUAAGACGAACCAUGCAUUCGUUGGAUGGCACAAUGCCUUCAACGUGCUCGCCGAGGUCAAAUCCAAGGACCCUGUCAGGACCGUCCGGAAGGCUGGAAGGAUAUCACUUUUCCUGGUCACAGUGCUAUUUCUGUUCAUAAACAUAGCAUAUGUUGCGGCGGUCCCUCGAGAGGAAAUCAGGCAUUCUGGGCAAUUGGUUGCAGUGUUGUUCUUUCGACACGUGUUUGGUUCGACUGGAUCCAAGAUAUUUCCUCUACUCGUUGCUUGUAGUUGCUUUGGAAAUAUCAUCGCUGUCACAAUAGGACAGGCCCGUAUCAUUCGUGAAGUCGCUCGCCAAGGAUUGCUGCCAUAUCCCAAUUUCUUCUCCUCCAUCAAGCCCUUCGGAACACCUCUUGGACCUGUCGCACUCAAAGGUUUCCUCACCAUACUUGUCAUCGUUGCUAUUCCAGCGAAAGAUGCCUUCAACUUUGUUUUGGACCUGGCAUCCUAUCCGGCAAUGGUUUUCAAUUCAGCCAUGGCGGCUGGUGUUUGGAUACUUCGAAAGAGGAGAGCCAUUGCAGGAAUCCUUCCUUCAACGUUGCAAGCUAGGAACAGUCUUGUUCUUCUGUAUCUCUCCUCUUGUAUCCUCCUCCUUGUGAUGCCUUGGGUACCACCUGAGCCUGGCCAUGCAGAUGUUUCGUUCUGGUAUGCAACGUACUGUGUCGCUGGGCUGGGAUUGCUCGCUUGCUGUGGCCUAUACUACUGGGUCUGGAUCAUUGUUCUGCCAAAACGUGGAGGAUACGAAAUUGUAGAGGAGAUCGAGGAAUCACCAGACGGUGCACGUAAUACAAAGCUAGUCAGGCGCUAUAAAACGAUAAGCGACCAACAGCCCCUCCUACAAUCAUCAUAG
Messenger RNA from Cyclocybe aegerita, 1782 nucleotides. Lineage: Eukaryota; Fungi; Basidiomycota; Agaricomycetes; Agaricales; Hemipholiotaceae. The record is from the annotation of a GenBank genome assembly.